Molecule: messenger RNA, 1824 nt
Organism: Mycena indigotica
Lineage: Eukaryota; Fungi; Basidiomycota; Agaricomycetes; Agaricales; Mycenaceae
Exons: 2
Coding region: 1-1824 (607 amino acids)
Source: RefSeq, a predicted model, not a curated record
AUGCGCAUGCAAACUCGUUCUAUGAACAAGGUACCUAUUGCUUCCUCUAGCUCUGAGAGCGAGGAAAGCGUCGAGAUGGAUGCCCCGAGAGGCACCUCGACUGGGACUGGCAAAGGAGAAGUUGGCUCCCGCUCCCGCGGUCAAGAUGACGCGGGUGAGUCGGGAGGUCGCUCCCACGCAAACGUGGAUGUCGACCGCGACGAGGGCAUCGAUAGCCUCGUCGAGGACCACUCCCGUGCAAACACGGAUGUUGGUCACCGCUCCCGCUCUGCGGAUGUCGGUAAUAUCUCCUCCAGCGUGCAAGACGACGCUGUCGAGCAUGGCUCCCGCAACGACGCGGUUGAGGAGACAUCGAGCAUGGGCCCGCCCGCCUCCGUCUACGAGGACGGCUCGAAUCGCGAGACUGACUUCCACCAGUCGUCUCCGGAUCUUCUCGGGUUUGAAUCCCCAAGAAGAUUUUCACGCGCUCAAACCACGCGUUCGCCAUCACCGAAGCUCAACCCAGCCCAGUUCUUUGGAGAUUGGGUUCAGCUGGAUCUGAUGGAUGCAGAUGAACCCCUGGUUACAGGCUCGCGGGACUCCAAACCCAUGAUCUGGGCGGAGUCUACUGACGCUGACGGUUUGGGAGACAUCCCGUUAGCGUGGAUGAAAACAGAGCCGGUUUCACCAAAGCUCGCAUGGACGCCACCUGUUUCGGAUAGUAUCAAUAUAGAUUUUGAUUCUUUUUGGUCUCGGAUUGGACAGAAUUUCACCGCUGAGCAGAAGGAAACUCUGAUGCGACGCAGUGAGAAGAUGAAAGAUGUCAAGAUGAAGCCAGCCGGGUCUGUCUCAGAGACCACUGGCCCACGCUCACCAAAGAAAGUGCCAGUCAAUGACAAUGGGCUGUUUACCGCUCGGGGAUCUCAACCUUCCCGCACUGCCGUCAGUACCCCGCGUAUUCCAGCAGCUGCGAAGGGCAAGGGAAGAGCACCGCAAGGGGAAACGGAACAUGUCAUUCGAAUUGAGCACAUUUCAGAGGAUGAGCUAGAGGCAGAUGAAGCACGUCUUCGACAAAUUGAGGCAGAUGCUUUGCUUGCUAUGCGACUCCAGAAUGAGCUGCCGCACAUACCAGACUCUUUCCCUCCAGGACCAAGGUUUGAAAAUACCCCGCGACAGGCCGGCACCUCGAAAGCUCAUGCCGCUCAGGCAGAGGAACGGCAGAUCCACCGUGACCGCAUUCUGGCUGAGCAGCUCCACAAUGCCGAGUUCGAGGAGGCGAAGCAAGCACGGCAAGCGAGACGCGGAACCGGCAACGUGCCCGAACAACCGGAGACCCAAACGCGAACUGUAAAGCGUGAGUCACGUGGACGUGAAGGCGAUGACGCGAAGCAGAGAAAGUCGCAGAAGGCUCAAACGCACAGCCGCGAUUUGCUCGAACAUACGCCUAAGCCUUAUCUGAAGGCAACAGAUCAGUUCCCCGCCGACAGCAUCCUGCACAAGGCUACCCAUAGACGCCGACACGAGACACCGCCGUCGAGCUCGGAUGAUAGCGACUCGUCGAGUUCAAGCAGCGAUAUACCAAGCAUAUUCCGGGGGACAUUUGGACCUGGGAGGAAGAAGCACCGCAAGAGGAAGUCAAAGAAGGUCUCUAAAAAGCCAAAGCGGGACCCGUCACCAUCCGACUCCUCAAGCGGGAAAAGUUCUCGGUCCUCGUCUUCAAGAUCUUGGGACUCCGACAGCUUCGACUCAGACUGGGAAGCAUUUAUUCCUCCCUCGGAAGCCGACUCAAAUGCAUCUGAGCGCACGAAACGCCAGAAGAAGCGUGACAAGCAGAACUAUCUAUGA